This is a messenger RNA of Camellia sinensis, 852 nucleotides long. The record is from RefSeq and is a predicted model, not a curated record. Lineage: Eukaryota; Viridiplantae; Streptophyta; Magnoliopsida; Ericales; Theaceae.
AUGGUUCGUCUACCCGGGGCCACUUCAACGAUCAAUCUUUAUGAAAGCCACCAGGCAUUUACAAUGCCAGCCCUUUGCAGAGUAGUUUUAGGCAUCAACGUCUUUGAUCCAAAGUUCAACAUUGCCGCCCCAGGGGCUGAACAAGCAGUCUACUUUCCCUGCACAGAGAAAAACAAGCGAUUCACAUCAUUUCAUCCUGCCAUUGAAGAACUACUCUAUGCUAACAAGGAUAACAACGAACACAUAGGAUUUCUGGCAGACAAGAAGAAACCAAUCAUCUUUUCGAUGGCAAGGCUUGACACGGUGAAGAACAUUAUUGGAUUGGUUGAGUGGUAUGGGAAGAACAAAAGGCUUAGGAACUUGGCGAAUCUUGUCGUUGUGGCAGGGUUUUUUGAUCCAUCAAAAUCGAAAGAUAGGGAAGAAAUUGCAGAAAUAAAUAAAAUGCAUACUUUGAUUGAAAAAUACCAACUCAAGGGUCAGAUCAGAUGGAUAGCAGCUCAGACUGAUAGGUACCGCAAUGGGGAGCUGUAUCGGUGUAUUGCUGAUACAAAGGGGGCUUUUGUGCAGCCUGCAUUUUAUGAGGCUUUUGGUCUGACAGUUAUUGAAGCUAUGAACUGUGGAUUACCAACUUUUGCGACCAAUCAAGGAGGACCGGCAGAGAUUAUUGUUGAUGGGGUCUCGGGUUUCCAUGUCGAUCCUAACAACGAUGAUGAAUCGAGCAACAAGGUUGCUGAUUUCUUUGAGAAGUGUAAGGUGGAUGCUGAGUAUUGGAACAAGGAGGAAGCAAUUACCUGUGUUCUCUUUCUCUCUCUAUCUAUGCAUUUGAUUUCAAAGUAUGUGUAUAAUUGUUGA